UUCUCUCUCUGAUCAUUUGGUGCUGCUGCUCCUUUGUUUCUUCCUGUCCAGAGAACCAACCCCCUCCUCAAAGCCCAGCUAAGAUGCCUCUAGGUUCCUUCUUACGCCCACCUAGUGCAGCUCCUCAUUCUUCCCCAAUCAUUUUGGCUCUCCUUUUGUUUUCCCUUGUUAAUCGUAUUUCUCUGCAUGUGUACUUUUCUUUCAUUUGAUGGCUUUGUUUGUUGAGUGAGCUUCCUUUCUUUGCAUUCUUAUAGGUGAAAUCCUAUUCAAAUUCCAUUUUGUUUGGUCAUUUACUACCUUCUUAGUCGCAGUGGGUUCAAUUCUUUCUUCUCAUGUUCCCCUCUCUGAACUAGGAGAAAUUGAAACAAUAUUCAGCUCUUCCCUCGAUGGACUUUGCUCUGUUCUGUACCAGAGUCGAUAUCCUUCUUCUUCUUCUUAUAUCUCUCUGUUCACCAUGCAAGUUCAUCCAGAGCCCCAUGGACUUUGGCCCCUUGAACUUCCACCAGACCACAAACACCUCAUCUCUGGACUUCGGAAGGAUCGUGUUCGACUCCCCUUCUGCAGUCCUUCGACCCCGCUCCCCGAAAGAGAUCUCACUCCUCCUCAGAUCUCUCUCUGCUUCAUCAUCCUUCGAUAAAGUCACGGUUGCAGCAAGAGGAGUGGGCCACUCGAUCCAUGGCCAAGCUCAAGCCCUCGAUGGCAUUGUCAUCGAGAUGGACUCGCUGCCCUCCGCCAUUAGCAUCCACCGUGGAGGAGAGUCCGGUUCCUCUUACGCUGAUGUCAGUGGUGGGGCUCUUUGGAUCGAGCUGCUACGUGAGAGCUUGAAGUUUGGGCUGGCUCCAAGGUCUUGGACCGAUUACCUCUACCUCAGCGUCGGUGGGACUCUCUCUAAUGGCGGCAUCAGCGGCCAGACCUUCAAGCACGGACCCCAGAUCAGCAAUGUCUUGCAACUCGACGUGGUGACAGGUGAUGGAGAGCAAGUAACAUGCUCGUCCACCGAAAGCUCAGAGCUGUUCUUCGCGGCUCUGGGUGGGUUGGGCCAGUUCGGUAUCAUAACGAGGGCAAGGAUCCUGCUCCAGGAUGCUCCGCAGAGGGUGAAGUGGGUCAGAGCCUUUUAUGAUGACUUCGAGACCUUCACCGAGGACCAAGAACUGUUGGUUUCAAAGCCAGAUGCAGUGGACUAUGUCGAGGGAUUCAUCGUCCUCGACGAGCACUCCCUACACAGCUCAUCCGUUGCCUUCCCAUCUCAUCUGAGGUUCACCCCGGAGUUCCACAGCAAGGGCAGCUACAGAGUGUACUACUGCAUCGAGUUCGCCAUCCAUGACUACCAAGUCGAGAGCACAGAUGUGGAGCAGGUUGAGACACAGCUUUUGAGGAAGAUGAGCCAUAUACCUUCCCAUUUCUACAGUGUGGAAGUCUCCUACUUCGACUUCCUCAACAGGGUGAGGAUGGAGGAGACCAUGCUCAGGAGCAGAGCGCUGUGGGAGGUGCCUCACCCAUGGCUCAACAUGUUUGUGCCCAAGUCUGGGAUCGGAGAGUUCAAAGACUUGCUGCUGGAUAACAUCUCACCUAUUGUCUUUGAAGGCCUCGUUCUCAUUUACCCGCUUCUAAGAGAAGUGGGACGCGAACAGCUCGGCUGUGCUGCCGGACGGCGGAGGCAGAGCGGAGGAGCAGGUGAUGUACAUCGUCGGAGUGCUCCGGUCAGCCAACCCGGCCACCUGCGCAGCCCAGUGCCUGCAAGACCUCCUCCGCCGCCACCGUCGCGUGGCGCAGGCCGCCACGGCCCCCCGCAUCGGAGCGAAGCAGUACCUGGCGCGUCACCCCUCCCAGGGCCACUGGCAGGAUCACUUCGGCCGGCACUGGGACCGGUUUGUGGCCCGCAAGGCACAGUUCGACCCCCUCAGCAUCCUCGCCCCCGGCCAAGGCAUAUUUCCCCGGACAUAUGCCUCUUCCUCAUGAGCCUGUUGCAAUAGCAGUCUUCGCAAGAGGUUGCCCAAAGAAGAGGAGCAAAUCCCCCUCCGAAUCCUUCUCUCCUUUCUGUAUCUUGCUUUGGUGGAUUGCAGAUACACUACCAUUAUUUCUGGUUACCCAAAGAUGAGUAACAAACCAUUCUCCAAAGUAUUCUGUUCUUUUUUUUAUUUUCCUUUGUUGGAUUGCAGAUACACUACCAUUAUUUCUGGUUACCCAAAGAUGAGUAACAAAUCAUUCUCCAAAGUAUUCUGUUCUUUUUGUUAUUUUCCUUUGUUGGAUUGCAGAUAUACUUGCCCAAAGAAGAGUAACAGACCGACCCCUCUCCAAUUUCUCCUGUUCUUCUGUAUUUAUUUGGUGGAUCACAGAUAUGCUGCCCAACAGAGGAGGUAAUCAUCUGGCUUCCUUUCCCCUAUUCAUCUCUAUAGAUCAUUCAUUGCUUCUUUUAUCUAUAAAAUUUAUGGCAUUUGAUUUGUGUUGGAGAUGGACUUCACUAAUGAGUAAUCUGUUUGUUCGUUGAACUCAUUAAGAUGGAUCAUUUGGUGCUGCAUUCCUUGAUGCACCACCUUCCUGCUAUAAUUAAAUGCUGUCCUGCCCUUCCGUUUUCCAGUGGUCGGUGGAUGUCCAAAUAAUUUGUAAGAAUCACCGGCAGAUUGGUGGACAGAGUCAGCACAAUCUCCUGGCAUAUCUUGUUAAACAUGUAGGUACUAUUAAGAUGUGAUCAUUCAUGUUCUGAUGAACUGUAACAAUCUCUUGGAGGCACCACAUUAAUAGGAUUUUCUAUCAAAUUUCAUGCACAAAUUCCAUAUAUUAAUUUGGU
This is a messenger RNA of Musa acuminata AAA Group (dessert banana), 2788 nucleotides long. RefSeq names its product cytokinin dehydrogenase 3-like. The record is from RefSeq and is a predicted model, not a curated record. The coding region runs from base 387 to 1973 and encodes 528 amino acids. The transcript is spliced from 7 exons. Gene Ontology annotation, molecular function: FAD binding; cytokinin dehydrogenase activity. Gene Ontology annotation, biological process: cytokinin metabolic process. NCBI's taxonomy places the organism in Eukaryota, Viridiplantae, Streptophyta, Magnoliopsida, Zingiberales, Musaceae.